GUUUGUUUUACUCCUAUUUUCACAAGACGUCUAUUUUCCUUUAUUUUCUUCAUGUCAAUAGCAUUUAUUUUUAUGCUACCGAGAUAAUCGUGUACAGUGAUAAAUCUUUUGAAUGUACGGAUAGGAUUUAUCGAUAACAGUGCUAAAGAAGUGUGAAAAAUAAUACUUACCCAAAUGUUGACAAUCUUUCAAAAUCAGGCUGUCAAAAAUUGUCGUCCGUAUCGUGCGUAUGAUGACGUCAUACAUUGAUGACGCCAUACACAAACUUUGAAUUGUCAAUAAUUGUCGUCCGUAUCAUGCGUAUGAGAACGUCAUACACUAAUGACGUCAUACAAUAACAUAAAUUUUGACAUAUGUCGUUUGGUAGUAAACAUAACUGUCGAAAAUCAUGAGUUGGACCAUCGAAGGGGAGUUUCCAGAUUUUUAUGGAACCAUAAAUGGAGUAAGGUGUGUUGGUGACUCCGGGAAACCUAACACCAUAGAGAAGUGUGCCAGCGGAAAUAACAAAGACGAAAUAUGGUUCAAAUUUGAAGGAGAAAAGAAUGGGAAACGGUUGAAGCGGAGUCUUGUAGAGAAGGGUAACACAAAGUUUUCAUCUGCCAUCUCCAAUGCACAGUUUCUUGAAAUGUGUGAAAGCAUGAGGAUUCCCGUGCAAAGAAAAGGAAAAAAAACUGUUCCUGCAUGUACUAGUAUUAAUGUUGAUCAUGAGGUGGAACCAGUUCCAACACCUGUACCUACAGAAGUUCACCAAGAUUUGAAGAUUUUAAAAGAAAAGUCUGCAGGUUUUUUCACGGUUGAUCUGGAUUGCCUUACGGCUCCAAUUGAAGAAUUGGUGGUGCGAUGCACAGACACUACAUGGGUGCAGCAAAUCAAAGAGAGCAUGAGAUCUCAACCAUCACGGCCAGUCACAAGAAUUCCGGUUCUGUGUGAAAGAGAGAUUCCCCCAGUGGAUUUUUGCAUUAACACAAUGCAUCCACUUCUGACACUGGGGGGAAACCAUAUGGUGACAGCCAUGAAGGACCUGCUAAUAGAAGAAGCUGGAAAUCCUGAUUAUGAAUGUUUGAGGAAGGUGGAUGUAGAAGUUUAUGUUGGGCUUACGCCCAGAGAAGCCAUGUUUGUUGGAUCAUGGCACAACAUACAAUGUUCACAGAAGCCAAUGAACUUCCAGGUUUACAAGCUUGAGGGCCUGGGCCCAGUUCUCUCAGUAGCUGCCUACAGCCAAGAAAAUGGGCAGCAGUAG
Dreissena polymorpha is the source of this 1240-nucleotide messenger RNA. RefSeq lists its product as uncharacterized. The record is from RefSeq and is a predicted model, not a curated record. NCBI's taxonomy places the organism in Eukaryota, Metazoa, Mollusca, Bivalvia, Myida, Dreissenidae. The transcript is spliced from 8 exons. The coding region runs from base 389 to 1240 and encodes 283 amino acids.